Molecule: messenger RNA, 1237 nt
Organism: Diprion similis
Lineage: Eukaryota; Metazoa; Arthropoda; Insecta; Hymenoptera; Diprionidae
Product: radial spoke head 14 homolog
Exons: 8
Coding region: 57-1226 (389 amino acids)
Source: RefSeq, a predicted model, not a curated record
CAUCUGCAUUAAAUAUUUAUAUCGGUUGAUUAGAUUUUUAAUAACUUAUUUUCAACAUGUAUCCGUGUCCGAUGCUCCAUAGUUACUAUCAAAGAUGUGAAAAUCAAAUUCCUCGAAGAGCUCUGAACCGAAUAAUAGACCGAGCCAUGCUGAAGGACACAGAUUGCAGAGAAUUGGAUCCUCCGAUACACAGGCUUAAUUCUUUGCAUCCUGAAUGUUACGCUCCUCACGUGGACGUGACACGGGCCAAGUGUGCUUUCGGUCGGCGAGCUCUACCUAAGCUGAGAACGGAAUUACACAGUGAACAUCCUCGGAUUGUUAGGCAGGCAGUCAACACGAUCGCCGAUUUGAUCCACAAUCCGGAAAGCGGUGCUGAGGCAAUAAGGCUUCGUAUACCAGACAGGCUGGCAGAUUUGUUGGUAUCUGAAGAUCCCUUCCUACGUGAAAGAAUUGGAAUGAUUUACACUUCGUUGGCCAGUCAAUCAAACGGCGGAUCAGCAAUUACUGGUAACCCAUUGAUAGUUAGCAAUUUGGUGAAAAAUUUACGCGAUGAUCUUGACUGCGUGCGGUUGCGGGCAGCCGAGGCCAUCGAAAUGUUGGCAAGAAAUCGUCGAGUUGCGGAUGAUCUCUGCGCCUUCGGAUUUAUCGAUCUGAUCGUCGAUCGUAUCAUCGAAGAGGAGAAGGAUAUUUUGGUCGUAUAUCUCGAAACCUUGAAAUCUCUUCUGGACUGCGAUCAGAAAGUUCAUGCGAUCCAGAUUGGAACGAUGGCCAAACUCGUCAUACUGCUCCAGCGGAAGGAUGAGGACAUUUUAGUCGGAUCUCUAGCAUGCUUAGCAAUUUUGUGCUCACAUGCCGCCGGCAAACAAAAAUCAAUCGACAUGGAUCUUAUCUUCGUCCUGAAAACCUUCCUUGAAGAUGAGCGGCGAGCUGUGCACACGAAAGCAGCCGGCGUUCUUGCAUUCGUGACAAUCACGACACCGGGAAAAUUGCGGGCCUUAGAUCUGCAGAUAACGAAUCGACUUCUGGAACUGGCUGCCGAUUUUCACUGCAGAGAACUUCAGCUCAUGGCCUUAAAGACGCUGACGAACAUCGCCGAGGUUCCCAGAGGCAGAGCUGCCAUGUUGCAGUCGCACACGAUGUUCAUCGAGAAUAUCGAUACGUGCAAAGACGAAACCACUGAAAGACACAAGGCAAUUUUGAUGAAGACUAUUCGGUGGCAACCGUAAAUUUUACCCUU